Messenger RNA from Dermacentor silvarum, 7717 nucleotides. RefSeq names its product CREB-binding protein-like (gene nej). Gene Ontology annotation, biological process: positive regulation of transcription by RNA polymerase II. The record is from RefSeq and is a predicted model, not a curated record. Gene Ontology annotation, cellular component: histone acetyltransferase complex; transcription regulator complex. Gene Ontology annotation, molecular function: transcription coactivator activity; protein binding; histone acetyltransferase activity. Lineage: Eukaryota; Metazoa; Arthropoda; Arachnida; Ixodida; Ixodidae.
UUUAUUUCCUUGGCAAUGUUUGCUCGGCAAUCUUCGUUGUUUUCUCUGACAAGCGUAGAAAAACUUUUCAUCAACAGCCGCCAUAUUGGAUGAAUAAGGGGCCUAAAUUUUCAGGAACUGUGCUCUGAAUUUUGGCUUCUUUUUUCGUCUAGGCUGUCGUUUUUGAGACGACUGUACACCUCCGUUCUUCAUGGAGUAACUCCGGUAAGGGAUUGGGAAGCCUUCGUCGUGUGAUUGCGGCUCCGGACGGCCCGAUGCUCGGCAGUGCUUGCCUGGGCAGUCGCGGAGCGUUGAAGUUUUGAUGGGGUAGUGCGAUGCCGUAGAACGCGAUCAUGAAGAGACUGUCCCCGUGCCUUGACCAUGAAGAAGAAAAUCGGACUGUGCUACCAUAUAUUUGUGCGUGGGUUGAACCAUCAGAUCUUCUAAAAGUGUAUUGGUAUGUCGAGGAUUUAAAUUCUUGAUAAUCUUCCCCAUUCUUGAGCGCAUAGGGCAUCAGUGGUUUAGGCUUAUCAAUAUGGCUGACCAUCUUGUGGAUGGGCCGCCGAAUAAGCGGCAGAAGUUGGCAGAAACUGGCCUGUCGUCGGACAGCGCAGAUUUCAGCCGGCUCUGGGACCUGGAGAAUGAGCUGCCAGAAGAGCUCAUGGGUUCAGGAGGGGGCCCACCCCUGGGCGACCUGAGUGGUGGCCCCACCCAGCCGGCGGGUGCUGCCCAGCAGAAUGGCACAGGUGGUGAGGAGGCAGCUGGCCAGCGGCAUCAGCAGUUGUCGCAGCUGCUGCAAAGCAAAGCCAACCACGGGAGUCCCAAAGAGCUGGGUGGUGGCCCCAAGCUGCUUGGUGGGCCUCUGCUCAAUGGUCCUAUGGGGCCCAUGGGCCAGGCAAGACCGCCCCCAUCUCUUGGAGGCUUGCUCGGACCAAACUCUCCGCACGGAGGCCCCUCUGGAAUGGUUGCAGCCCCGCCCGGCAUGAAGGGGCCAGGCGGAGCCAUGGGCCAAGCAUCGUUCCAUGGAGGUUAUGGCCAAGUGAUGUCAAUGGGCCAGUUGAGUCAGUCUCAGCAGAGGCCCAUGGGAGCCAACCUCGGCGCUGCAUUAGGCAUGCCCCCACGCUAUUCAAGUGUAGACUCAUCGCAACUGCAAAAUCAACAUGGGCAGCCACCUCCUCAGCAGGCGCAGCAGCUGGCUGGUCCUCCAAUGGGGCAGGCGGCUCCACCCCCGGGUGUGGCGCCCUCCCAGCAGCCGCCACCUCCACAUCCUGGUGGAGGUGGUCCCCCCCUCGGUACACCUCCUGCAGCAGCAGCCCCCUCAACAGCUGACCCUGAGAAACGCAAGCUCAUCCAGCAGCAGCUUGUGCUCCUGCUGCAUGCACAUAAGUGCCAGCGGAGAGAGUCCCAGGCGGCUAAUGGAGAGGUUCGCCAGUGCUCAUUACCCCACUGCCGGACAAUGAAGAACGUGUUGAACCACAUGACCAACUGCCAGGCAGGCAAGGCGUGCCCGGUGCCCCACUGCGCGUCCUCACGGCAGAUCAUAUCUCACUGGAAAAAUUGCACACGCAACGACUGCCCGGUCUGCCUGCCCUUGAAGCAAGCCUCGGAUCGGCGGCAACAGCAGGCUGGUGCUGCGGUGCCGCCUGGACAACAGGGGCAGGGCCCUGCACCAGCUGACAUGCAGCGUGCAUACGCUGCCCUGGGCCUUCCCUACAAUGCAGCUGGCGGGGCCUCCGUUGGGCAACUGGUCAACAGGGGGCAGCCAGUCGCCCAGAUGAAUGACCUGCAAGGGCCACCUGGGCCUAGCCACUGCAGCCCGCAGGAUCUGCUCACAGGGCCGAGCCCCAACUCGGUUGCUCCACCUCAGGGGGCUCCUCCAACUGUGGUCUCCUCCAUGGCUGCUCAAGCACCCCAGAGGCCUCCCCUGGGACCUGCCACUCAAGGUGGGCCUCAAUCAUCGUUCGUUGGUGGGCCUACAUCACCAGCAGCGUUGGCUGCUGCAAAGUUGAUGAAGGCUGUUCAGCAGCAACAGCAACAACAGCAGCAGCAGCAAGGCGGCCCUGGGGCCGUGUCCAUAGUUCCCCCAAACCAAGUGGCUCCCCCAGGGAGUGCGCCAAGCGGUGUGAGCCUAGCGCAGCCAACGGGAGGAGUCGCCAAAGACUGGCACCAGUCAGUCACCCGGGACCUCAGGCAUCACCUGGUGCUCAAAAUAGUGCAAGCCAUUUUUCCCACCCCCGAGCCAGCUACAUUGCAGGACCGGAGGAUGAACAAGCUAGUCGCAUAUGCCAAGAUGGUCGAGGGAGACAUGUACGAAAUGGCCAACAGCAGGGAGGAGUACUACCACCUUCUGGCGGAAAAGAUAUACAAGAUCCAAAAAGAGCUUGAGGACAAGCGGCGCAAAAGCAAGGAGCAGAUGCAACUUCAGCUGCAGCAACAGCAGCAGCAGCAGCAACAACAACAACAACAACAGCAACAACAACAACAACAACAACAGCAGCAGCAGCAGCAGCAGCAACAACAGCAACAACAACAACAGCAACAACAACAACAACAACAACAACAACAACAGCAGCAGCAGCAGCAGCAGCAACAGCAGCAACAGAUGCAUGCAGGCACCCCUCCUAUGGGAGUCCCACCAAACACCCUGGCUCCUGGAGCCACCGUGCCAGGCCGAGGACCAGCACCUGGAUUGGGUGCAGCUGUCAAUUCUCAGAUGCAGCCUGGAGCACCUUCUCACUUGAGUGGUGCCACUGGAGCAUUGGGUGCACCAGUACCCCAGCGUAUGGCACCCCCCAACAUCACUGUGCCCGGGCCUUUCCCCCCCAACUCCUUAGGGGCUCCCCCAGGGGCGCCGACUGGCUUUGGGGGACCACUGCAGCAGCAGCAGCAGCAGCAACAGCAGCCUCAGCAACCACAGCCACAGACGGCAGCACCGCCAAACUUUGGGGGUGUUGCUGGUGGGGGCAAUGCUUUGGCUGGAUCCCUAGACGGAGGCAUGGGUGCGCUCAACAGCCAGUUCCCACAGUCACAGCAGUUCGAAGCCAUGAAAAGACACCUGAUCCAGCAGCAAGCUCAGCAGCUGAUGAACCAAACAAGUCAAGUGCAACUAGGUGGUGCAACAGGCUCUGCAGCAUCUGCACAGAUGUCCCAGAUGCUACAAUCGCAGCUCAACUCGACACCAGUGAGCCAGCCUCAGGGGCACCUGCAGCAGCAGCCACAGCAGCCGCAACAACAGCCACCGCAGCAGCAGCUGCCGCCCCAGCAGACGCCACCAGGCAGCACAGCGGGCCUGAUACAGCAGUCAUCACUGCUGGGCCAGGCUUCGACACCUCAGCCGCAGGGCCCGCCUAGCCAGCAGCCGCCGCGAGCCUCGUCUGUGCCCUCGAGUCUAGGCGGUUCACAGCCACCGACUCCUUUGGGAGCUCCUGUGCCAGCACCACUACCACCGCCAUCUCAGCAACUACCUGACCAGAUCCUGGCCACUGAGGACCCUGAAGAGUCAUCUCGAGGCCCUGACCCCGAUCUCUCGCUCACCCUGUCCACACCUGAAGGGUCGGCUGCCACCACUCCUGCACAGGGCAAAAAGUCCAUUGAGAACUUUGACAGUAGCUCAGGGGGACCCAAGUCAAUGAAAGAUGGAAGCAAGAUGGAGGUGGACUGUAAACCAGACCUGCGCUCCAUAGGCAAAGGUGAAAACAGGCUGGAUGGUCCUGGGGAGAACGGGCUGCCGUCGUUUGGACCGGUCAAAGAAGAGCCUCUGUCGGUGAAAGAGGAGCCUGUAUCCACCCCAGCCAGCAGCAUGGGUGGAGGUGACGCUCCGACCCCUGCUGCCAAGCCUGAUGUCAAGCCUGUAGUUGCUAAAACGGAGCCUGUCAGUACAGCAGCAGAGUCUUCCUCAUCUUCGUCCAUGUCUGCUAGCUCACCGCCAAAGCCUAGGUCUAAUAAAAAAGUAUUCAAGCCAGAUGAGUUGCGGCAAGCCUUAAUGCCAACAUUAGAAAAACUGUACAGACAAGACCCGCACUCCUUGCCAUUUCGGCAACCUGUGGACCCUCAACUACUUCAAAUUCCUGACUACUUUGACAUAGUCAAAAACCCAAUGGACCUGUCCACCAUUAAACGGAAACUGGACACAGGCCAGUACCAGGACCCCUGGCAGUAUGUGGACGAUGUCUGGCUCAUGUUUGACAAUGCCUGGCUCUACAACCGCAAGACGUCGCGUGUCUAUCGCUACUGCACAAAACUUUCAGAGGAGUUCGAGCAGGAGAUUGACCCUGUUAUGCAGUCGUUGGGGUACUGUUGUGGUCGCAAGUAUGUCUACCAGCCUCAGGUACUUUGUUGCUUUGGCAAGCAACUCUGUACCAUUCCUCGAGAUGCCAAGUACUGGAGCUACCAGAACCGGUACACCUACUGCCAAAAGUGCUUUGCAGAAAUUCCCGGUGAUUCUGUUACCCUUGGAGAUGAUCCUACGCAGCCUCAGACAACCAUCCGUAAGGACCAGUUUGUUGAAAUGAAGAAUGACCACUUGGAACUUGAGCCGUUUGUGGAAUGCCUCGACUGCGGCCGCAAGUUGCACCAAGUGUGCGUGCUACACUUCGAUACAAUCUGGCCCGAAGGGUUUACCUGUGAUAAUUGCCUGAAGCAAAAGGGGAAGAAGCGGAAAGAAAACAAAUUUACUGCAAAGCGUUUGCCAACAUGCAAGCUGGCCAACUUCAUAGAAAAUAGAGUCAAUUGCUACUUGAAGAAGAAGGAUUCUGGGGCGGGUGAAGUCACGAUCAGAGUUGUAUCUUGUACAGAGAAGCUAGUGGAAGUGAAGCCAGGCAUGAAGAUGAGAUAUGUAGAUACAGGGCACUGGCCUGAGCAGUUUCCCUACCGUGCGAAGGCACUGUUUGCUUUCGAAGAGAUUGACGGUGUGGACACAUGUUUUUUUGGGAUGCACGUGCAAGAGUAUGGCUCAGAAUGUCAUCCGCCCAACACCCGUCGUGUGUACAUAGCUUACCUGGACAGUGUGCAUUUCUUUAGGCCCAAACGGUUUCGUACUGCAGUCUACCACGAGAUCCUACUGGGUUAUCUCGACUACGUCAAGCAACUUGGUUUUGCAAUGGCGCAUAUUUGGGCAUGCCCACCAAGUGAAGGGGACGACUACAUUUUCCACUGCCAUCCUCCUGAGCAGAAGAUACCAAAGCCUAAGCGGCUCCAGGACUGGUACAAGAUGAUGCUUGACAAGGGCAUUAUGGAGAGGAUAGUGCUGGAGUACAAGGACAUUCUGAAGCAGGCCACCGAGGACAACCUCAAGAGUGCUUGUGAGCUACCCUACUUUGAAGGUGACUUUUGGCCCAACGUGCUCGAGGAAAGCAUAAAAGAACUCGACCAAGAGGAAGAGGAGAAGCGCAAAGCUGCUGAAGCAUUGGCUGCAUCCGCUGCUGCUUCGGAAGGCAGUCAGGAUGGUGAACCUGAGGGUGCUGAGCAGGGUGAAAAGAAAGGGCAGAAGAGUGGGCGUAACAAGAAGGCCAACAAAAACAAGAGCAACCAACGGAAGAACAACAAGAAGUCUACGGUACCCCACACAGGAAAUGAUCUCUCUGCCAAGAUCUACUCAACCAUGGAGAAGCACAAAGAGGUUUUCUUCGUGAUCCGGCUGCACUCUGCACAGGCUGCAGUCAGUCUGCCCCAGAUCCACGACCCAGACCUCCUUAUGCAGUGUGACCUGAUGGAUGGUCGGGAUGCCUUUCUGACACUUGCCCGAGAGAAGCACUACGAGUUUUCAUCACUUCGGCGUGCAAAGUACUCGACCAUGGCCAUGCUUUACGAGCUUCACAACCAAGGCCAGGAUCGAUUUGUGUACACAUGCAACAGCUGUAAGAGCCACGUCGAGACGCGUUACCACUGUACAGUAUGUGAUGACUUCGACUUGUGUGUGGCCUGCUACGACCGUGAAGGGCACCCGCACAAGAUGGAGAAGCUGGGCUUUGACCUCGACGAUGGCACCUCGGCAGCUGACCCCAAGCAGAACAACCCACAGGAGUCGCAGCGGCUGUCCAUCCAACGCUGUAUCCACUCACUGGUACAUGCGUGCCAGUGCCGGGAUGCCAACUGCCGCCUGCCCAGCUGCCGGCGCAUGAAGCGGGUGGUGCAGCAUUCCAAGAGCUGCAAGCGCAAGACCAACGGAGGCUGCCCCAUUUGCAAGCAGCUCAUUGCCCUGUGUUGUUACCAUGCCAAGCACUGCCAAGAGGCCAAAUGUCCCGUGCCCUUCUGUCUCAACAUCAAGCACAAGCUGCGUCAGCAGCAGUUGCAGCAGCGCCUCCAGCAGGCGCAGAUCCUGCAGCGGCGCAUUGCCAGCAUGGCCACCAUGCAGAACCGGGGAGCCCCUGCCCUGCCACCGGCUACAAGUGCUGCUGUCUCCAUGUCGUCUGGGCCACCUGCGCUUCCGCCGGCGAGCACACCCCCUGGCGGUGGUGGCGGCACCGGCAGCAAGCCAGCGGGCCCCCCCGUGGGAGCAUUGCAGGCAGUGCAGCAGGUACAGGCAGCGGCUGCACGGCAACAGGCUCCUCACCUGGCAGGCAACCCUGGUGGCUAUGGCAAGGGGGCGCCCCCCGCGCAGAAGCCUUUGGCGCCUGCGGGGCCCCGCAUGGUGCCCUUGCGCUGGGAGGGGCCCCCCUACGGCCAGCAGGGCCUGCCCCCCAUGCGACAAGCGCCACCUCCGACCAUGGUGCCUCCUGGCGCCCAGAUGGGGCCACCUGGUGGAGGCCAGCAGCGGCCAAGCCAAAUGACGCCCGCCUUACAGCAGCUGAUACAGACCCUCAAGUCGCCUGCCUCUCCGCAGCAGCAGCAGCAAGUGCUGCACAUUCUCAAGUCGAACCCACAGCUGAUGGCUGCAUUCAUCAAGCAGCGCAGUCAGCACCAGCAACAGCAGCAACAGCACCAACAGCAGCAGCAACAGCAGCAGCAACAGCAGCAACAGGCACCUCCUCAACAGCUGAUGAUGGGAGGCCCGCAGCAACCACCUGGCAUGCAACAGCCUCCCAUGCAGCAACCACCGAUGCAACAGCAGUGGCUGCAGAAGCAACAGCAGCUGCUCAUGAUGCAGCGCCAGCAGCAGUUCCAGCAGCAGCAGCAGCAACAGCAGCAGCAACAACAGCAGCAGCAACAGCAGCAGCAGGGUCCACCCCAGGGGGCCUACCAGCGACCUCGGCACUUCUACCAGGGAGGGCCGCCUGGUCCGGACCAGUACCAGCAGUUUGCCCCUCCGCUCAAGCAGAGCCCCCUGAGCCCCCAGCAGCUGAUGCAGCAAGUACGGUCACCACCCCCGGGCCAGCUGGUGCGCUCGCCACAGCCCUCGCCCAGGCCCAUCCCAUCACCACGGCAGCAGCCCAUCCCAUCUCCUCACUACCCCAGCCAAACACACUCACCCCACCUUGGUGGGGGGCCCCUGGUGGAAGGUCCCCCCAGUGGCGCCGACCUGAUGCUGCCUCAGGGUGGACUGGGGGCAGGGCCCAGCCCGAGCCCCGACCUGGCGCCUCCGCCGCCGCCCCAGCCGGGGGAUGGGUCGGACAUGCUGACACCCCAGGAGCAGCUGAACAAGUUUGUGGAGAACUUGUAGCCCCACCGCCGGUGCGUGCAGAGAACUGGAGCUCCUUGUACAUACCACUGGGCAUGACGCCCACUGUACAGUUCAACUCCGCAUCAGUUUGUGCUCCUCCUUUUUAUGGAUCAUCGGACACAUCUCGCGGCAGUGGACUCU